AUGGCUGCUGUCGUUUGUUUACCUGUCGUGAGACUCCACAGACUAACGAAGGAUCAACUGUCUCUCGCUGCUCAGAAGAACAACAACAAACCAGGCAGAAAACCAACCAAGAAAAACUCCACCACCACCACCAGAGGAAAUAAAACAUCCACAGGAAAAGGAAACGACUUUGCUGACACCAAAAGUGUUUCUAGCCAGGUAUCACUGGCCCCUAAGUGGUGGGGUCGCCCCAAGGGAAGCAAAAACAAACCCAAAAUAACUCUCAAACUCUCCAGCGCCAUCAUGAGGCCUGACGCGGUAAAACAAGAGGUAGGUUUAAACUUGUGGCUUUUAAAUGAAAAUUGAAUUGAGAUCUUGUAUAGCAUUUGUAUCAGGCGGUGUAAAUGUUUACUAGAUAUCUGUCUGUGUGAAUGUUGCUGCUAUAUGUUUACUAGAUAUCUUGACGUAUCUUACAACCACCACUGAAGUCUCCUCUGGGAAAAUAAAGCUCUUCUAUUCUAAACCAGGUGAAACAAGAGAUGGACGAUCUGCCUAUCGGUACGAGAAGUGAUGAACACUGGUUGAGCGCUGUGAAGCCAGAGAGCUACGACCCAGAGAUGGGUAACACCGGGGAACCUACAGAGAGCAACCCCAGGACAGAUGCACUUCACCUGGGUAUCAAGACGGAGGAUGCCCCCCUGUACCACCAGGAUGGAGGGAGGCGGCUGCGGUCGGCUGCGGGUCAGCUGUUCAAUCCGGCUGCGUUGCGGUCUGACCCAGAAUGGCGGCCUCGCAACCAGAAGGUCCGCCGGUUCCCGUGCCCGGACUGCGGCCAGAAGUUCUUCUCCAAAACCACGCUGGAGUUACACUCCCGGAUCCACACCCAGUACCAGCCGUACUCCUGUGAGGUGUGCCAUAAGACGUUCUCCCGGAAAGGCGGUCUGGUCGAGCACCGGCCUAUCCACGAGGCGGAACGCCCCUUCGCCUGCCACCAAUGCGGCAGAACCUUUACUUUCAAAUCCAACCUGACCCGCCACAUGCGGUUCCACAGCGACGCGCGGCCCUACGUCUGCUCCCAGUGUGGCCAAGGCUUCAAGAUCUCCGCCCAACUCAAGAGCCACAUGAUGUCCCACAGCGGGUAUAAACCGUACGUGUGCCCGGAGUGCGGCCAGAGUUUCGUCCGUUACAUGAGUCUGAAGUAUCACCGACUGAGCCACACCGGCGAGCGCCCGCUGUCCUGCCCAGAGUGUCCCAUGACCUUUGCCCGGCCGCACACCCUUAUGAUCCACCGGCGACAACACACCGGGGAGACACCGUUCUCUUGCCAGGACUGUGGGAAGCAAUUCAAACAGGGGUGCCAGCUGAAAGACCACGUUAGAAGGAAACACACAGGGGAGAAACCAUACAAAUGCUCCGAGUGUGACAAGUGCUUCAUCACUUCGACGUCCCGUAAAGUGCACAUGGUUGUCCACACAGGGGAGAAGCCGUACAAAUGCAUGGAGUGCUGUAGGAGCUACAGUCAGAGUUGGGGCCUGAAGAGGCACAGGUGUGAGCAGCAAACCAGGUGAGAGGAACCUCGGGUGUACAGUGAGGGAAAAAAGUAUUUGAUCCCCUGCUGAUUUUGUACGUUUGCCCACUGACAAAGACAUGAUCAGUCUAUAAUUUUAAUGGUAGGUUUAUUUGAACAGUGAGAGACAGAAUAACAACAAAAAAAUCCAGAAAAAUGCAUGUCAAAAAUGUUAUAAAUUGAUUUGCAUUUUAAUGAGGGAAAUAAGUAUUUGACCAUUCUGGAAAACAUUACUUAGUACUUGGUGGCAAAACCCUUCAAUCACAGAGGUCAGACGUUUCUUGUAGUUGGCCACCAGGUUUGCACACAUCUCAGGAGGGAUUUUGUCCCACUCCUCUUUGCAGAUCUUCUCCAAGUCAUUAAGGUUUCGAGGCUGACGUUUGGCAACUCGAACCUUCAGCUCCCUCCACAGAUUUUCUAUGGGAUUAAGGUCUGGAGACUGGCUAGGCCACUCCAGGACCUUAAUGUGCCUCUUCUUGAGCCACUCCUUUGUUGCCUUGGCCGUGUGUUUUGGGUCAUUGUCAUGCUGGAAUACCCAUCCACAACCCAUUUUCAAUGCCCUGGCUGAAGGAAGGAGGUUCUCACCCAAGAUUUGACGGUACAUGGCCCCGUCCAUCGUCCCUUUGAUGCGGUGAAGUUGUCCUGUCCCCUUAGCAGAAAAACACCCCCAAAGCAUAAUGUUUCCACCUCCAUGUUUGACGGUGGGGAUGGUGUUCUUGGGGUCAUAGGCAGCAUUCCUCCUCCUCCAAACACGGCGAGUUGAGUUGAUGCCAAAGAGCUCGAUUUUGGUCUCAUCUGACCACAACACUUUCACCCAGUUCUCCUCUGAAUCAUUCAGAUGUUCAUUGGCAAACUUCAGAUGGGCCUGUAUAUGUGCUUUCUUGAGCAGGGGGACCUUGCGGGCGCUGCAGGAUUUCAGUCCUUCACGGCGUAGUGUGUUACCAAUUGUUUUCUUGGUGACUAUGGUCCCAGCUGCCUUGAGAUAAUUUACAAGAUCCUCCCGUGUAGUUCUGGGCUGAUUCCUCACCGUUCUCAUGAUCAUUGCAACUCCACGAGGUGAGAUCUUGCAUGGAGCCCCAGGCCGAGGGAGAUUGACAGUUAUUUUGUGUUUCUUCCAUUUGCGAAUAAUCGCACCAACUGUUGUCACCUUCUCACCAAGCUGCUUGGCGAUGGUCUUGUAGCCCAUUCCAGCCUUGUGUAGGUCUACAAUCUUGUCCCUGACAUCCUUGGAGAGCUCUUUGGUCUUGGCCAUGGUGGAGAGUUUGGAAUCUGAUUGAUUGAUUGCUUCUGUGGACAGGUGUCUUUUAUACAGGUAACAAGCUGAGAUUAGGAGCACUCCCUUUAAGAGUGUGCUCCUAAUCUCAGCUCGUUACCUGUAUAAAAGACACCUGGGGGUCAAAUACUUAUUGAGAGGGGGUCAAAUACUUAUUUCCCUCAUUAAAAUGCAAAUCAAUUUAUAACAUUUUUGACAUGCGUUUUUCUGGAUUUUUUUGUUGUUAUUCUGUCUCUCACUGUUCAAAUAAACCUACCAUUAAAAUUCUAGACUGAUCAUUUCUUUGUCAGUGGGCAAACGUACAAAAUCAGCAGGGGAUCAAAUACUUUUUUCCCUCACUGUACGUCCCAAAUGGCACCUAUAUUCUCUAUAUAGUGUACUAGGGACCAUAGGGCUCUGGUCAAAAGUAGUGCACUAUGUAGGGAAUGGGGUGCCAUUUGGGACACAAUCCCGGUGUUCUGAGUGUAGGAACUGGAGAGUGGAUCCUUAAAGUAUAAGCAGCCACAUAGGUGAGAGGAUUCUCAGGUGUUUUGACUAGGGGAACUGUACUUUGUUUAUACAGGAUUUAAAGGGGCAAUCUUGGAUUGGUAAAUACUUUUUUUAAAACUUUGAUUCUUGAGGAAUAUAACUUAUAAAUGCCUCUUGAACUUAAAUUAAAUUGUCUUACCCCAUCAGAACUCAAAAUAUAUGAUCGCCUCACCAGGGAAAACUCUAGGCUCUGCUAUUGACUGUACUAUCAGUUUUUUUUGAACCCUCAAUAAAAUCAUCCGUUUUCACUGUGAUGCAGUCCCACUCUCACCUGAUGUGUGAUGUGAAUGUUCAGGGACGGUUUCCCAGAUACAGGUUAAGCCAAGUCCUGGAAUUAAAAGCAAGCAAAUCUCCAGUGAAAUAGGUUUUUAUCCUAGCACUAGGCUUAAUCUGUGUCUGGGAAACCGGUCCUCGAUGUUGUAAAACAAACCAAAGUUUUUGUGUUAAAACUUUGUAUAGAAGAAAAAAAUGCAUCUACUAUUAAUGCAAUGGUUAGUUGAGACUGAAAGCCUUUGUUUGAGAGGAUUAUUAGGAUGUAUAAAGUCAUGAUAAUGGGUGGAACGGAGCGAAUGGAAUGGCUUCAAACACAUGGAAACCAUGGAAACCAAAUGUUUGAUGUAUUUGAUACCAUUCCACCGAUUCCGCUCCAGUUAUUCACCACAAGCCCAUCCUCCCCAACUAAGAUGCCACCAACCUCCUGUGAUGCCAUGUCUAUGUCAUUUUUUGCCCAACUGAUGAAUAGAACUGAUCAAUAAACUGACUUGUUUCACUGAGUGUGUGUGUGUGUGUGUGUGUGUGUGUGUGUGUGUGUGAGAGAGAGAUAAGGGUUAGUCAUAAAGAGAAGACAGUAAAAGAAGAAGAUUACAGUUUAAUUGAAGAAUCACACUUCUUAGAGGUGAGAUCCCUUUUGGCUACUAAACCAGAGCAACGCCUUAUGUAUACAGCAGGCUAGUGUGAUUAACAAGGUUGGCUGUAGAAAUGAUCUAUGUGACGUUUUGUUUUGACCUUUGACCUUGUAGGCUAACGGGGCAAUUGAAUGGGCACUACGAAACACGCCAGCACUGCAUGAACCUUUAACCCGAGAGUUGACUAAAAGUAGAUUUAUGAAUCUGCUAUAUUCUGAGCUAACUAAAUAGACUACCAAUGUAUGUAUCAUUUUGUACUUGUACUGCUUUUUUAAGGAGGUGUGUUAACGACUUAACUUUAAAAAAUCAUCUGAAAUAUGACAUAGGAAUCCAUUUUAAGUUGCUGUAAUAUUGAUUGCUGUAAAUUACAUUGGGACAAGAUGUCACAUAACAUCUUAAUCUGUUCAGUCAUUUGGUGAUGUGAUUUUCUUGAAGCAACCUUUUAUUUAUUUUUGAUCAGCUGUCCCAGUAGACAACGUAUCAAUAUAUACUACACCUGUUUCAUUGGUAAUGGCAUUACAAGGCACUUACUGUAACCCCAACUGCUCCAGGGACACCGUUAAUAAUGACUGACCUUGGCUUUGACCCCGAGUCGCCGGGCUGUCUCAGUGGGAUUUGCAAGCAUUUCCAAUUCACACAAGUACACACUUACACACUUAAAUAUUAGCACCUACAGUGCAUUCGGAAAGUAUUCAGACUCCUUCACUUUUUCCACAUUUUGUUACGUUACAGCCUUAUUCUAAAAUGAAUGGUUUUUUUCCCCCUCAUCAAUCUACACACUACCCCAUAAUGACAAAGCAAAAACAGGUUUUUAAAAUACCACAUUAUGAGUAUUCAGACCCUUUACUCAGUACUUAGUUGAAGAACCUUUGGCAGCGAUUACAGCCUCGAGUUUUCUUGGGUAUGACACUACAAGCUUGGCACCUGUAUUUGGGGAGUUUCUCCCAUUCGUCUCUGCAGAUCCUCUUAAGCUCUGUCAGGUUGGAUGGGGAGCGUCGCUGCACAGCUAUUUUCAGGUCUCUCCAGAGAGGUUAGAUCGGGUUCAAGUCCGGGCUCUGGCUGGGCCACUCAAGGACAUUCAGAGACUUGUCCCGAAGCCACUCCUGCGUUGACUUGGCUGUGUGCUUAGGGUUGUCCUGUUGGAAGGUGAACCUUCGCCCCAGUCUGAGGUCUUGAGCGCUCUGGAGCAGGUUUUCAUCAAGGAUCUCUCUGUACUUGAUGGGAAUUUUUCAGUAGACUAUAAUUAAAUCUCUUCAGACUCAGUAGACUAUAAGAUAAACAUAGUUAAUCACAACAUGACGAACACGGAGCCAGGGUUAAACAUGGGUACAUCUCUGUCACAGAAAGCGGCACAGGUCCUAAUUACAUUUUACAUUUUUAGUCAUUUAGCAGACGCUCUUAUCCAGAGCGACUUACAGGAGCAAUUAGGGUUAAGUGCCUUGCUCAAGGGCACAUCGACAGAUUUUUCACCUAGUCGGCUUGGGGAUUAGAACCAGCGACCUUUCGGUUACUGGCACAACGCUCUUACCCACUAAGCUACCUGCCGCCCUAAUCCAGGCACUUGUCAUCUCCCUUCUGGAUUACUGCAACUCGCUGUUGGCUGGGCUCCCUGCCUGUGCCAUUAAACCCCUACAACUUAUCCAGAACGCUGCAGCCCGUCUGGUGAUCAACCUUCCCAAGUUCUCUCAUGUCACCCCGCUCCUCCGCACACUCCACUGGCUUCCAGUUGAGGCUUGCAUCUACUACAAGACCAUGGUGCUUGCCUACAGAGCUGUGAGGGGAACGGCACCUCCUUACCUUCAGGCUCUGAUCAGACCCUACACCCAAACGAGGGCACUACAUUCAUCCACCUCUUGCCUGCUAGCUCCCCUACCUCUACAGAAGCACAGUUCCCGCUCAGCCCAGUCAAGCUAUUCGCUGCUCUGGCACCCCAAUGGUGGAACAAGCUCCCCCACGAUGCCAGGACAGCGGAGUCACUGACCACCUGGCACCCCAAUGGUGGAACAAGCUCCCCCACGAUGCCAGGACAGCGGAGUCACUGACCACCUGGCACCCCAAUGGUGGAACAAGCUCCCCCACGAUACCAGGACAGCGGAGUCACUGACCACCUUCCGGAGACAUUGAACCCUACCUCUUUAAGGAAUACCUGGAAAUAGUUUAAAAGUAAUGCUGUUCCCCAUAAAAAAUAAAAAUUGUUAAAAAGGUGGUGUCCCACUGCCUCAGUAAGUUGAAUGCACCAGUUGUAAGUCGCUCUGGAUAAGAGCGUCUCUAAAUGAUGUAAAUGCUAGGCAAUAACUUAAUUGGUUCCUCUCACUGGUGUAGUCAUUGCCCUGCCUGGUAUAUGUGUGUGUGUGAAAUAGGACUGUUUAUUAUUGAUCACAGCAUGAGGGGCGUUUGGACUGGGUGGUACAGAGGGAGGAGGCUGGUAUAUGUUUGAGAAAUGUAUUAUGGACCUGACAUGUUUAAGUAUCGAUUGAUAGGUUUGGGAAUCAAUUAGGGGGUCAGAACGGAGCCAGGAAAGGGCUCUCUUAUUUUUACAUAACAGGGCUUGGUCCCACCACUAUUGUUUCCAGACACGGAACUAGAAGGGAGGGAAAUCAGAUACCGCCAUUAAGGAAGUGGGCGGAGAGGUCAAGAGGUGAAAACUGGAGACAGUGGUGGAGGAACCAAAGAGGGAGGGAUUAAGCUAAAAUGUAUGUAAAAUGACUAUAUAAACUGAGAGGUGGCAAGUUAGAUGCUCUGUAGACCACCUCUGCUAUAUUGAUUGUAAUAAAGUCUAUCUUAAUUCUACAAAAACUCUGAAAGUACUUUGUGUUUGACUGAGGACAAAGACAAUUUUCUACAACAUACUUUGCUCCAUUCAUCUUUCCCUUGAUCCUGACUAGUCUCCCAGUCCCUGCCGCUAAAAAAAAUAUCCCCACAUGAUGCUGCCACCACCAUGCUUCACCGUAGUGAUGGUAUUGGCCAGGUGAUGAGAAGUGCCUGGUUUCCUCCAGACGUGACGCUUGGCAUUCAGGCCAAAGAGUUCAAUCUUGGUUUCAUCAGACCAGAGAAUCUUGUUUCUCAUGGUCUGAGAGUCCUUUAGGAGUGGCUUCCGUCUAGCCACUCUACCAUAAAGGCCUGAUUGGUGGAGUGCUGCAGAGAUGGUUGUCCUUCUGGAAGGUUCUCCCAUCUCCACAGAGAAACUCUGGAGCUCUGUCAGAGUGACCAUCGGGUUCUUGGUCACCUCCCUGACCAAGGCCCUUCUCCCCCGAUUGCUCAGUUUGGCUGGGCGGCCAGUUCUAGCAAGAGUCUUGGUGGUUCCAAACUUCUUCCAUUUAAGAUUGAUGGAGGCCACUGUGUUCUUGGGGACCUUCAAUGCUGCAGAAUUUUUUUGGUACCCUUCUCCAGAUCUGUGCCUCGACACAAUCCUGUCUCGGAGCUCUAUGGACAAUUCAUUCGACCUCAUGGCUUUGUGUUUGCUCUGACAUGCACUGUCAACUUGGGACCUUAUCUAGAAAGGCAUGUGCCUUUCCAAAUCAUGUCCAAUCAAUUGAAUUUACCACAGGUGGACUCCAAGUUGAAGAAACAUCUCAAGGUUUAUCAAUGGAAACAGGAUGCACCUGAGCUUAAUUUCGAGUCUCAUAGCAAAGGGUCUGAAUACUUAUGUAAAUAAGGUAUUUGUUUUUUUAUAUGUAAUACAUUUGCUAAAAUUUCUAAAAAACCUGCUUUCACUUUGUCAUUAUGGGGUAUUGUGUGUAGAUUGAUAAAAAAUAUAUAUUUAAUCAAUUUUCGAAUAAGGCUGUAACUUAACAAAAUGUGAAAAAAGUGAAGGGGUCUGAAUACUUUCCGAAUGCAUUGUACGUACCAUACUGUCGAGGUAGUUGUUAUUAAAUAUUCACUGAAGUCAUGGGGGAAGGAUUGUCCGUGGGGAUGACCGGGAAGAUAAAAAAUAUAAAAAUAAAGGUGAGAACUGUUUGAUAAUGAACAAAAAAUAAAGUCAUACUGUAAUGCCUGGGCUGUCAGGUUCGGAUUAUUCAUGGUUGGUUACUAGAAUUUUGUCAAAUAUUCCGACAUUUUUAAAUAAAUGCUUUAAAUCAAUAUAUAUAGCAGUGUUAGAAUGUAUUUGUAAUGUUUUGAUUUCACAUCUGUUCCACACACUAAACAAUAAAACCAGUCCUAAUACAGCAGACCACCACAGCUGUGACAGCAUGGCUGAGGUAAUCAGGAGAACGGACUGUGACUCAGGUAAGAGGUCCCUCAGAACCAGCUUUUCUUUUACUGGUUUCAGGUUGUUCAUGAAUGUAGUAAUUUGUAGGACUGAUUUUAACCCACUGGGCACAGACCUCAGUUAAACGUCUAGUUUUGAUUUACAUUUGGUUGAGUUGUCAACUAAUGUGAAUUUAAUGUGAAAUCAACCAAAUUAAUUUAGGGUAAAAGUUGGGUGAAAAAAAUACUAUUCACUUAAGUUGAUGACUUUUGGCAAAUCCAUCAGUUUUCCACGUUGAUUCAACAUCCUCACAUUGAAUAUUUUGGUUGAAAUAAUGUAGAAACAACAUUUUUUUGCCCAGUGGGAGAGUAAGACGUGAGCUUAGAAUAGUUGUGGUGGGUGAACUGCCUGUAGCAGGAAAGAGUGCAACCAGAAAUGUCUUCACAACUGAUGCUUCCCCUGUGCCUGUGACCACACAGUGUCAGGCAGAAUAUAGAGUUCUGGAUGGGACCAACAACACUGUCAUAGACACCACAGGAGUCAUCAGUGAAAUGCCUGGAUCUCUCUCAUCCUCAUGUUCUACUACUGGUGAUCAGGCUGGGGAGGUUCACUGAAGAGGAGAGGGACGCUGUGAAGUGGAUCCAGAAGAGCUUUGGAUCGUGGGGCCCAAAGUUCACCAGAGUGCUUGCUGUUCACACAGACCAGUUGAAGGGUAAACCUAUAAUGGCCUUUCUGCAGAGCAGUCCAGACCUUCAGGCACUCAUUGCUAACUAGUAGUGGAUCCAAUGUCUUCAACAUUGAAGACAAAGGCAACAUUGGACAAGUUAAACGACUGCUGGAAAAUAUUGAUACAGUUUCAUAUCAGAACUGGGGAUACUACUACAUGGAAGAGGCAGAAAUAAAGAUCAGAGCUGAAGACUAAUGGAAGAGAGAAGAGGCUGAGAGACAACAGAGGUGAAGAGCAAAGAAAGACAGUAUUUUACAACAUACAUUUUCUGCCUUACAGGAGGCAAAACGUUUUCUGACUUGUAAAAUGUCUAGCACGACUAGCCACAUUUCUUUUUGUCUCUUCAAACAGUAGCUAAGUGUGUUACUAUGUGGCUAUGUUUAUGGUUUUAGGUACAGACAAUUCAUUCACAGAUAGUUCAUGCAGAGAUGAAAAGAUCUAUAAGAGUCUUUAUCUCUUAUAGAACAUUUUAUUGUAUGGAAAUUGAACGAAAUGUCUGAUUCAUCCGAUCCGCUAGGUGGCAGCAUUGUGAAUGUGGAGGUCUAGAACAAAAUCAGCAGAAACAAUCACUACUUCACUUGCGCUGUGGCUAGAUGUGGUAUUAUUCAUCUUGGAAUGCAACAGUGUUUAUUGCAAACAGGGAUUGCAAUUAUUUCUCUGAAAUUAAAUGUACUGGCUUCUCAGUAAACCGACUCGUACCACCCAUGACCGCUGCAGAUUGUUGCUUCCGUCUCUGCAGGUAGGCUAUUAGAUGUCUCUUGCAGUAGUAGCUAGCUAGCUGAUGGUUAGCUCUGGACCAGUGCGCGUUACUCUACUUACUCAGGGGUUAAGUCGUUGUCUUCGCGCGAUUGGACCAGAGCUAGCUACUGAAUAACUACAGUAGCUAUCGCUUUCCACAAUGCAAGCUAUCAAAUAAACCUCACUGCAAAUAUCCAACGGUGGUGUUGAAUUUCUCCAUGAUGGUCUAUUUAUCCUAGAAUUAUCUUAUGGAUUUUUAGGUUAGGGAUGUUAAAAGAAAAAAAAAACAGAGGGCCUUUGACACCAAUAAUUUUUUAUUUAAAGCUGCAAUAUGUAACUUUUGGCUACCCGACCAAAUUCACAUAGAAAUGUGUGUUAGAGAUCUAUCAUUCUCAUUGAAAGCAUGUCUAAGGGGCGGUAGAUCUGUUCUAUGUGCGCUGUUUCUAUGCUUCCCGUUCUUAAGUUUCGAUUUUUUCAUAUUUUACUUUCGGUUUUGUACACCAGCUUCUAACAGCUGAAAAUACAAUAUUGGUUAUGGAAAAUAUAUUGUACAGCGGUUUAGAUGGUACAAUUAUUCUCUACACUAUACUUGCUUGUUUUGUCACAUAAACUGAAAUUAGGCGAACUAUUCGAAUUUUAUGAACCAGGAAAUGGCGGAACGAUUUAAUAUAUUAAUAUAUCUACUUUGGAGAGAUGAUACUAUUGGAUUCCCUAAUUCUUCUUUGGCCAAUUUGAUUGAGUAUAAUUUAUAUUCUUCUUUAUUCUUACUCUGUAUUCUUAAAUUUCUCUCAAUUCUUCUAUAUUCUUGUUUACUUUCUCUCCAUUGUUUCUUCCAGAUGAUGACCAGCCCAGUUUCCCUGCCCAGAUUGAUACUAGGGGUAUUGUUCCCCUGCUCAGACGUUCCAUGCAUCGACCAAUGGUUGCGUGCCACGCCAUCGACUGUGUCAUCGACUGACAGAUAGCUAAAACAUGAUUUGGUUAGUUGAUACAAUGCCUGGAUAGGUUUUUUUAAGUAAGAUGUCAGGCGUCAGCAACUUUUGAGCAGAGAAACGCGCCUUACAUCACCUCAAAAUGGAGGGAGUCUCACUGCAUAGCGUUAACCUGAAUCAACUCAAAAUGGCAGCUGACGUUUCUUUACCCAUCUUAAGACUCCACAGACUGACGAAGGAUCAACAGUCUCUCGGAGCUCAGAAGAACAACAACAAACCAGGCAGAAAACCAACGAGGAAAAACUCCACAGGAAAAGGAAAUGACUCUGCUGACACCAAAAGUGUUUCUAGCCAGGUAUCACCGGCCCCUAAGCGGUGGGGUCGCCCCAAGGGAAGCAAAAACAAACCCAAGAUAAAUCUACAACUCUCCAGCGCCAUCCUGAGGCCUGACGCGGUAAAACAAGAGGUAGGUUUAACCUCUUGGAAUUAACAUUUAAUUGAGAUCUUGUAUAGCAUUUGUAACUCUUUGUGAAUGUUGCAGCUAUAUGUUUACUAGAUAUCUGUCUGUGUGAAUGUUGCAGCUAUAUGUUUACUAGAUAUAUUGACGUAUCUUACAACCACCACUGAAGUUUCCUCAGAGGAAAAUAAAGGUAUUCUAAUUUAAACCAGGUGAAACAAGAGAUGGACGAGCUGCCUAUCGGGACAAGAAUUGAACACUGUUUGAACGCUGUGAAGCCAGAGAGCUACGACCCAGAGAUGGGUAACACCGGGGGACCUCCUACAGAGAGCGACCCCAAGACAGAUGCACGUCACCUGGGUAUCAAGACAGAGGAUGCCCCCCUGUACUUCCAAGAUGGAAGGAGACGUCUGCGGUCGGCUACCGGCCAGCCGUUAAAUCUGACUGCAAUCCGGUCCGACCCAGAAUGGCGGCCUCGCAACCAGAAGGUCCGCCGGUUUCCGUGCCUGGACUGUGGACGGAAGUUCUUCUCCAAAACCACGCUGAAGUUCCACUCCCGGAUCCACACCCAGUACCAGCCGUAUUCCUGCGAUGUGUGCCAUAAGACGUUCUCCCGGAAAGCCGGCUUGGACGAGCACCGGCCAAUCCACGAUGCGGAACGCCCCUUCGCCUGCCACCAAUGCGGCAGAACCUUCACAUUCAAAUCUAACCUGACCCGGCACAUGCGGUUCCACAGUGAUGCUCAGCCCUACGUCUGCUCCCAGUGUGGGCCAAGGUUUCAAGAUCUCCGCCCACCUGAAGCGCCACAUGACGGCCCACAGCGGGUGUAAACUGUUCGUGUGCCCGGAGUGCGGCCAGAGUUUUGUCCGUUACAUGAGUCUGAAGUAUCACCGACUGAGCCACACCGGCGAGCGCCCGCUGUCCUGCCCA
Molecule: messenger RNA, 12222 nt
Organism: Coregonus sp. 'balchen'
Lineage: Eukaryota; Metazoa; Chordata; Actinopteri; Salmoniformes; Salmonidae
Source: the annotation of a GenBank genome assembly